Messenger RNA from Adineta steineri, 1307 nucleotides. The record is from the annotation of a GenBank genome assembly. Lineage: Eukaryota; Metazoa; Rotifera; Eurotatoria; Adinetida; Adinetidae.
AUGACACGUGGAAAAACAAAUGAAAGAAUUCGUGCAGCAAGAGUUGAACCAUCAGAAUAUGAAUCAGCAUAUCGUGCUAUUGAAGUUCUUCAAAAUCUUCAAACAAGACCAAAUGAAUCUAUUAAAACAUUAGCUGAUAUACCUGAUUAUACAUUUGCACAUCAUCCUGAGAAGGAAACAUUUGGUGUUCGACAAAUUCUUGAUAUUCAAGAUGAACAACAAACAAAUGGAAAAAUUUUUAAAAAGUUUAUAUUAGGUGAAUAUAAAUUUCAAACAUUUCGACAAAUAUAUAAACGUAUUGAAAAUAUUGGUCGAGGUUUGUUAUCACUUAAUCUUACAUUAGGUGAUAAAAUAUUAAUUUAUUCUGAAACACGUUACGAAUGGUUAUUAACAGCAUUUUCGGCUUUUCGGCAUGGUUUAACUCUUGUUACACUUUAUUCAACAUUAGGUGAAGAUGCUAUUAAAUAUGGAAUUAAUCAAUCAAAAGUUAAAAUUGUUAUUACAUCAUAUGAAUUAAUUCCUAAACUUAAAAAUAUUUCAGAUGAAACAGAAGAAGUUCGUUAUAUUAUUUAUUUUCCACCGAUUCUAAAAACAGAAUCAAUUAAAUUACCUGAAACUAAAAAUAAUAUUCAAUUUAUUUCAUUAGAUCAAUUAGAAUUAAAUGGAAGCAAUGCAUUGAUUGGUUUGAAUUUAAAUUCAAUUUUUCUUCUUAUCAUUAUUACUUAUUUAGAUGAAGAUAUUUUAAAACAACGGCCUGCCGAAACAGAUACUGCUGUUAUUAUGUAUACUAGUGGUAGUACAGGACUACCAAAAGGUGUUUUGAUAAGACAUGAAAAUAUAAUUGCUGGAAUGACUGGUCAACAAUCACGUUUACUUUCAAUGGUCAAUGUUGAUACUGAUAUAUAUAUUGCUUAUUUACCAUUAGCUCAUAUUCUUGAACUUUGUUGUGAAAUUUGCAUGUAUUAUUUGGGUAUUAAAUCUGGUUAUUCAUCUCCACAAACAUUAACAGAUCAAUCAACAGGAAUAAAACAAGGAGCAAAAGGAGAUUUACAAAUACUUCGUCCACACUUGAUGAUUACUGUACCAGCAAUUCUUGAUCGUAUUCAUAAAGCUAUUAAUGAAAAAGUGAAUCAAUCAAAUUAUUUUCGACGUUCUUUAUUUCGUAUUGCAUAUAACAGAAAAGUGAAAAAAUUAGAAAAAGGUCUUAAUACUCCACGUUUAAAUAAAUUAAUAUUUAAUCGUUUGAAUCAAAUUGCAUUAGGUGGUAGAUUACGAAUAAUGAUGUGUGGUGGAGCUUCUUUAAAUAG